Botrytis cinerea B05.10 is the source of this 421-nucleotide messenger RNA. RefSeq lists its product as hypothetical. The record is from RefSeq and is a predicted model, not a curated record. The coding region runs from base 65 to 388 and encodes 107 amino acids. Lineage: Eukaryota; Fungi; Ascomycota; Leotiomycetes; Helotiales; Sclerotiniaceae. The transcript is spliced from 2 exons.
GAAAACCGACAGCCUAGCUCACCCAACACUCCUCCAAAAUGAGUUCGUCGAUAAUGAAUACGUCAUGUCAGCAGAGUAUCUCCAGAAAGAAGCAUACCAUGGUUCAUCCAUAAGCCAUAAAGUUGCACAGAUACUUCUUUGGUCUUUCAUCUCCAUUCUGAUUGCCCCUAUCCUCGUCAUAGUCAACAUACUCUUUCAACUCCGCGACUCCAAGUACUCCUGGGCUGCGAUUACUGGCUGUCUAUUCUUUAUCGUAUCACUCAUUUCCUACUUUCUUCACGACAGCAAGGACCUUGACGAAUCCUAUUCAACACAAUGGGGAAUGAAGACUAGAAAUACCGCGCAAGAGGUUCAAGAUCGAAUCUAUGUCAAGGACCGAAACAUGUAGUUCUCUCUUUCCCCAACUGCCAAUAUGGAAUCA